AGCAAGAUUUCAAAGUGAAAUUCCGGAGGAAAUUUAAAGAGCAUCCGGAUCCGGAGAAGGAGAGAAAGAAAGAGGAAGGGAGAAAGAAAUCAGAGCGCGGAGAGACCUCGGCCGGCAAGGGAAAGGACGAGAGAGCAAAGCUGGCACCGGCGGCGAUGGGGGAGCAGCCAAUCUUCAGCACCAGGGCCCACGUGUUCCAGAUCGACCCUGCCACCAAGAGGAACUGGAUCCCUGCCAGCAAGCAUGCCCUCACCGUCUCUUACUUCUACGAUGCCACCCGCAGUGUCUACAGGAUCAUCAGCGUGGGGGGCACCAAGGCCAUCAUCAACAGCACCAUCACCCCCAACAUGACCUUCACAAAGACUUCCCAGAAGUUUGGGCAGUGGGCAGACAGCAGAGCCAACACUGUCUAUGGGCUGGGCUUUGCCUCUGAGCAGCAUCUCUCCCAGUUUGCAGAGAAGUUCCAGGAGGUGAAGGAAGCAGCACGUUUGGCCAGGGAGAAGUCCCAGGACAAGACAGAGCUGACCAACCCUGCCCUGAGCAUCACAUCCCACCAGGUGCUCCCCAGCCCCAUCAUCAGCUCCAAUGGGCCAGGAGAAGACAAACUGUUCCGGAGCCAGAGUGCAGAUGUGGAGAUCUGCACGGAGAAGGAGAGGCUGAAGAAGAUGCUGUCUGAAGGCUCAGUGAGUGAGGUGCAGUGGGAGGCUGAGUUCUUCAGCCUGCAGGACAACAACAACAAGCUGGUGGCUGCUCUCCACGAGGCCAAUGCCAACGUGGACCAGUGGAAGAAGCAGCUGGCAGCGUACCAGGAGGAGACGGAAGCACUGCGGCAGAGGGUAGCAGAGCUGGAGGCACAGGGAGCUCAGGAUUCCCCCAGUGAGAACAACAAGGAAGAGCUGAGCCAAACCCUGGAGGAGUUGGAGCUGCUGAUCAAGGCUAAAGAUGAGGAGAUCCAACUGCUGAAGAGUCAGAAGUGUGGAGGCCACUGGGAGGCUGAGGGUGAACGUGAGGAGACCCUGCAGAAGCUGCAGGAGCUGGAGCAGCGCAAUGCGGAGCUGGAGCAGAGACUGCAGCUGGCGGAGCAGAGCCUGGCCCAGAGCCUGGCCCAGGGGGAGAAGAUGCAGAACGAGGUCACCAAGGUGGCAGAGAUCAUGGAUGUGAAGAUUUUUGAGCUGGGGGAGAUCCGGCAGGGCUUGGCCAAGCUGGUGGAGAGCAACUGAGGAGACCUCCCCCCAGGAGGGGACCCCAGCCGGGACUGGUCCCUGGCAGCAGCCACAGCCACAGAACAGCCUCCAGGGCAGCUGGGGCAGGGCAUGCAGAGACAC
Molecule: messenger RNA, 1325 nt
Organism: Indicator indicator
Lineage: Eukaryota; Metazoa; Chordata; Aves; Piciformes; Indicatoridae
Gene: HOMER3
Product: homer scaffold protein 3
Exons: 9
Coding region: 156-1220 (354 amino acids)
Biological process (GO): G protein-coupled glutamate receptor signaling pathway; regulation of store-operated calcium entry
Cellular component (GO): postsynaptic density; cytoplasm; plasma membrane
Molecular function (GO): G protein-coupled glutamate receptor binding
Source: RefSeq, a predicted model, not a curated record